UCGUUGAAUCGAACAAACGUCAAGUGCCGAUAGUUUGUGCUGUGGGCUCGCUCAGUUUUUGAUUGCGAAACUUUGUUUACGAGUCAAUAUUUCCACCGCUUUUCCGGAGAAAAUUGAAUUUCUUUGCAGAUUUCAUAAAUUUCCUACAUCAAAUAAGAUGAUGCAACUACGAUCUAUAGUUAAAAGUGUUGUGAAUGUGCGGAAUUUGAGCACUUCCAACAUACGAUUACUUAAUCUGGUUCCGAUUGUGGUGGAACAGACCGGCCGGGGGGAACGUGCUUAUGAUAUCUUUUCCCGUUUGCUCAAGGAGCGAAUCAUUUGCCUGAUGGGUCCAAUCCAUGACGAUCUGAGUUCGUUGAUUGUGGCUCAGCUUUUGUUUCUGCAGUCGGAGAACGGAACCAAACCAAUCCACAUGUACAUCAACUCCCCCGGAGGCAGCGUUACCGCCGGAUUGGCCAUCUAUGACACAAUGCAGUAUGUGAAGCCCCCCUGGGCCACGUGGUGUGUUGGUCAAGCUUGCUCGAUGGGAUCGCUUCUGUUGGCUGCCGGUGCUCCUGGAAUGCGUCACUCACUGCCAAAUGCGCGGAUCAUGAUCCAUCAACCUUCCGGCGGGGCCCAAGGUCAAGCCACCGAUACAAUCCAAGCGGAAGAGAUUCUCAAACUGAAAAAGCAACUCACGGAAAUUUACGGUAAACAUACGAAAACUUCGGUCGAUGUUCUGUACUCCAAAAUGGAACGUGACACGUUCCUGAAUCCGGAGGAGGCGCAAGCUCUUGGGAUUAUCGAUACGGUUUUGGAGCAUCCGCCGUCGUCUACCGAGGGAUCAUCAUGAUCAUAGUGUGAUUGAUGAUAUUACAAUUUGUGUUGAUUUUGUUAGGGAUUUAUUGCAAUUUUUAAUUGAUUCCAGAAUAAAUUGAUAGAUCAUGUCAUCUAUCCAAUAUACAGAAA
Aedes aegypti (yellow fever mosquito) is the source of this 948-nucleotide messenger RNA. Its product is annotated as ATP-dependent Clp protease proteolytic subunit, mitochondrial-like. Lineage: Eukaryota; Metazoa; Arthropoda; Insecta; Diptera; Culicidae. Gene Ontology annotation, cellular component: endopeptidase Clp complex. Gene Ontology annotation, molecular function: ATP-dependent peptidase activity; ATPase binding; serine-type endopeptidase activity. The record is from RefSeq and is a predicted model, not a curated record. Gene Ontology annotation, biological process: protein quality control for misfolded or incompletely synthesized proteins.